AAAAAAAAUCAACUUUGGUGAUCAUUUGUCUGUUUUUCGCCGUUGUUUCCUCUCCAUUUUCUCUCUCCUCUUAAUAUUUGUCUAUAAUUAUUUAUUUAUGCCAUUCUUCAUUUCUUUUUCUCUUCUUAUUAAUCCCUUUUCUCUCUCUGACACACCCAUCCCAUUCUUCUAGUUUGUUGCAGAUUUCAUUCAUAUUUUCUUCAUUUUCUUUUCCUUUUUCAGAUCUAUUGGAAAAACAAACUUUCUGUGACAACAAGAGGAGAGAGAAAGUUGUGUAAUUGAUAUUUACGGUUAAAAAAGAUGGCAGAAGAACAUGGAUUUCAAGCAUCAGAAGGGCUCAGAUUAUGUGCAAAUAAUUGCGGGUUUUUUGGAAGCUCAGCAACUUUAAAUUUAUGUUCCAAAUGUUUUAGGGAUGUACACAUGAAAGAAGAACAAGAUGCGCUUGCUAAAGCCGCUUUAGAUAGCACCAACCCCGUCCAGUCGGGCUCAUCCACCCAGUCGGCCAGUUUUAAACUGGCUGGCCCGGCUACGGUGGAUUGGACAUCGGCGGUUGAGACUCCAACAACGAUGAUCUCAACCGCCGAUGUCCAAGCUGGGCAUGUGGCUAUCCCGUCAACCCAACCUAACCGAUGCUUAACAUGUCGUAAACGGGUUGGGUUGACCGGGUUUAAGUGUAGGUGCGGAUUGAUGUUCUGUGGGUCCCAUCGGUACCCCGAACAACAUGGGUGCACGUUUGAUUACAAGACCAUGGGCAAAGAUGCAAUUGCAAAGGCUAACCCGUUGAUCAAGGCAGAGAAAUUGGAGAAAAUUUGAAGAAUUAUAGGAUGACUAAAUUUGGAAAACCCCUCAAAUUAUGAAUUUCAAUGAAUAUUUUCUUGAGUGUAUUUGUGGGAUAUGAGAUCAAUUGUCAUAGUUGAUUAAAGAUGGGUGGGGAAAAAAAAUGGAAAAUUUGGGAAUGUAAUUUUUUUCCUUCCCUUAUUAGGCACAUAAUAUUGAGGUGGAUUAAAAAUGUUUAGUAUAUACUCUAUUAUCUUCUCAUUUCUAAUA
This is a messenger RNA of Chenopodium quinoa (quinoa), 1047 nucleotides long. Its product is annotated as zinc finger A20 and AN1 domain-containing stress-associated protein 3-like. The transcript is spliced from 2 exons. The coding region runs from base 301 to 813 and encodes 170 amino acids. The record is from RefSeq and is a predicted model, not a curated record. Gene Ontology annotation, molecular function: zinc ion binding; DNA binding. Lineage: Eukaryota; Viridiplantae; Streptophyta; Magnoliopsida; Caryophyllales; Amaranthaceae.